AUGGGCGUGCAUUGCCUCCAGCACAGCCGGCUGUACGUCGACGUCGACGACGGCACGUACGGCUCCGAGACGCACACCCCGAGCCUUGGCGUCUGGCUCCAGUUCUUCGACAUCGAGCGCGACCCAUGCUGGGGGCGCCGGCAUCCGGCUCUCGGGGUUUGCCAGCGUCACUGCUCGCGCUCACCCCGGAGCUUUGCGACGCCCUCCACAGGGAGCUUGCUCCCUCCCCCGACGACGACGCCUUCUUCGCCCGCUGCCUUCGCCAAUCCCAGCUCCACCUCGAAGCCCUCGCCGCACAGCUCCGCCCCAAUUCCUCUUCCGCCGCCGCACCUUCUCCACCUCUCCCUCCCCCGCUUCCUCCUCUGCCCCCUCGGCAGGAGAUGCAGCUGCCUCGAGAUUCCGGGGCGGGCGGAUCCAAUCCCUCCACCACCAAGAAGCGCGCGCGCCCCGCCGCUGAGAUGGUGCGCGUCGCCAACCUCGCUCCGGCCGACCAUCUCCACUACCGCGCCCUCGUCCGCCGCGCGCGCCUCACCUUCGGGGCGCUUCUCGUCGCCUACCAGCGCCAGGAGCCCUCCGCCGGCGCCCGCAACCGCGCCGACCUCCGCGCCUCCAGCCGGAUGCUCUCCGCCGGCCACUGGCUCCACCGCGAGGUCCGCAUCGUCGGCGACAUCCCCGGCGUCCUCGUCGGCGACGCCUUCUACUACCGCGCCGAGCUCUGCGUCGUCGGCCUCCACACCGCGCCGCAGGCCGGCAUCGGCUACAUCCCCGGCAGCCUCGUCAACGAGGGCCACCCCGUCGCCACCAGCAUCGUCUCCUCCGGAGGGUACCUUGAUGACGAGGACACCGGCGACGUCCUCGUCUACACCGGCAGCGGCGGCCGCCAGCGCAACCGCCUCGACCACCACGCCGAUCAGACGCUCGAGCGCGGCAACCUCGCGCUCCACAACAGCUAUCUCUAUGGCGUCGAGGUGCGCGUCAUCCGCGGCCACGUCUGCGACCAGAGCCCCAACCGCAAGGUUUACGUCUACGACGGCCUCUACAGGGUCGUCAGCUCCACCUUCGGCCCUGGCAAGUCCGGCCAUGACGUCUGCAAGUUCAAGCUUGCGCGUCUCCCCGGCCAGGAGGAGCUAGGCAGCAAGAGCUGGCACACCGCCAAGCAGCUCAAUGACGCCAUGGACGCCAGAAUCCGCCCGCCGAGGUACAUUUCGCUCGACCUCUCCAAGGGGGCGGAGGUCCUUCGUGUCCCCGUCUGCAACAAGCUGGAUGACGACAGGUCUCCCCUGCUAUUUGAGUACACUGUCCGCCCCGAGUUCCCGGUGCCCCCAGCGUCCGGGCCGGUCAGCCGGCAGAGGGGCUGCCACUGCGCCACGGGCUGUGGCUCCAAGUGCAGAUGCGAGAGGAAGAACACUGGAGGACUGGUGUACAAUGAGGAUGGCACUCUGGUGAUGGGAAGACCGGUGGUGUAUGAAUGCGGUGCUCUGUGUGCUUGCCCCAUGACCUGCAUGAACCGGGUGACGCA
This is a messenger RNA of Panicum virgatum (switchgrass), 1519 nucleotides long. Its product is annotated as putative protein TPRXL. The transcript is spliced from 2 exons. The record is from RefSeq and is a predicted model, not a curated record. Bases 1 to 1131 code for a protein of 376 amino acids. Lineage: Eukaryota; Viridiplantae; Streptophyta; Magnoliopsida; Poales; Poaceae.